AGCCGGAAGUUAGCAAGCCAACCCGAGACAAAGCGACCGCUGGGCGGUGUUUAAUCGAGUAAAAACCAAAUAAGGAAACAUUGAAAAUGUUGAAAGAGUUGGUGAAGGAGCGACUCAUGGCGGCGGCUGAUGAAAUAUUGGCGCUGUUUGAAAGAACGAUAGCGUCGUACGAGGAGGAACUUUCCCGAAUGAGAGCGGAGAAGGAGCGACAUCGACGUCAACUGGAAGCUGUUAGCAAGACUCACAUUGCGUUACCUGUUGAAGCUGUGAACACUGCAGCUGUCCAGCAGCUGAUUGGUCGUCAAGCUUUGAAGCAGGAGGACCCCCAGACCCCCUAUGUUAAAGAGGAAGAGGAGGAACUCUGGAUAGCUCAGGAGGGAGCGUGUCUUUUUGCUCCGGAGGAGACUGAUCUCACCGCGUUGCCACUGACGGUCGUUUCUGUGAAGACUGAAGGGCAUGAAGACAAACCACCCGAGUCCUCACAGCUUCAUCAGAACAGGUGGGCCGAGCCUCCAAGCAGCAGCAGCAACUCACCACAGCACAUGACAGCAGAAGCUGAGGGAGACCAUUGUGGAGGAUCACAAGAAGACAAGCUCUUAGCCCCGCUGUCAGAUAGUGAGCACCCGACGUCACUCUCUCCUGAGGAUGAAGAUGGGGACGACACCCAAGAACUUUUGAGCAGCGAUACAGACUGUGAAGGCGAUAUGAGGACUCACGUGGACGACACACACUCUGAAUGCUCCAAAAAGCACACAGCUAAAAAAUGCUGGACCUGCUCCGUUUGUGCUAAAAGAUUUACUUUUAAGAGGGACUUGACUCGACACAUGCGAACACACACAGGAGAAAAACCUUUUCGAUGUUCAGUUUGUGAAAAAAGAUUCACUCUGAAGGCAAACAUGCUGUCACACAUGAGACAACACACGGGAGAAAAACCCUUUAGUUGCUCACUUUGUGGUAAAAGAUUCACUCAAAAGGUGCAUAUGGAAUCUCACGUGAGAACACACACCGGAGAAAAACCUUUUAGUUGUUCAGUUUGUGCGAAAAGCUUUUCUCAUAAGCACUACUUGACCCGACACAUGUGGAUACACACCGGCGAAAAGUCCUUCGGCUGUUCAGUCUGCGGCGAACGAUUCUCUCAAAAGUCACACCGGGUGUCACACAUGAGAACGCACACCGGAGAGAAACCUUUCAAUUGCUCAGAUUGCGGCGACAGAUUUGCCAAGAGGUUCACUUUGAUGCGACACCUGAGGACGCACACUGGAGAGAAACCUUACGGUUGUCCAGCUUGCGAUAAAAGAUUUUCUGACAAAGUCAACAUGGAAUCCCACAUGAGGAAGCACACGGGAGAAAAACCCUUUGUUUGCCUCAUUUGCGGCAAAAGUUAUUCUUAUAAGAAAAGUUUGACCGCGCACAUGCGGACGCACAACGGAGAAUUCUGUAUCGCUGCUCAGAGCUUCUUGGGUGUGGUCCCAGUCUUCAUCCUCAGGAGAUCUUCACGGAGACGACAGUCAGAUCAGCCUCCUCCGGCCCUAGAAGACACUCUCCCUCCUGAGCGAUCCAGAGUUCCUCCUCUUCCUCUUUCACGAGCGUUGGUGUACUCGCAAAAGACAACAUCAAAGAUGUUGAAAGAACUGGUUAAGGAGCGAUUAAUGGCGGCGGCCGACGAGAUAUUGGCGCUGUUUGAAAGAACGAUAGCGUCGUACGAAGAGGAACUUUCUCGAACGAGAGAGGAGAACGAGUGGUAUCGAAUACAACUGGACGCCGUUUGCAAGACUCAAAUAGUGUUCCACAUUGAAGACAUCCAGGAGAUGACUGGUCGCCAAGAAGAACAUCCCCCUCACCCACAGCGGGGGAGCUCCACUUUGAUGCAGGAGGAUCCCCAACCCUCCCAUGUUAAAGAGGAAGCGGAGGAACUCUGGAUCACACAGGAGGCAGAGUGUCUUCUGGGGGGGUCGGAGGAGGCUGAUCUCCCCAAGUUGCCACAGACUGGUGUCUCUGUGAAGACUGAAGACCAUGAAGACAAACCACCUGAGUCCUCACAGCUUCAUCACAAUCCGAGUGAGGAGAACAGAGGGGCGGAUCCUCCAAGCAGCAGCAGCUCACCACAACACAUAACAACAGAAGCUGAUGGAGACCACUGUGGAGGAUCACAAGCAGACAAGCUCUUAGCUCCACUAUCAGAUAGUGAGUACACAACAUCACACUCUCCUGAGGAUGAAGAAGCUUUGCGCAGCGAUACAGACUGUGAAGGUGAUAUGAGGACUCACACUGACUACAAACACUCUGAAUGCUCUGAGAAAAAGGGUAAACAUCAUUCGACCUGCUCAGUUUGUGCUAAAAGAUUUAUUGGAAAGGGCAAUUUGACUCAACACAUGCGAACACACACUGGAGAAAAACCUUUUAGUUGUCCUGUCUGUGGCGAUAAAUUUGCUCUGAGGUCCACUUUGACAAGACAUACGAGAACGCACACAGGACAAAAACCUUUUAGUUGCUCAGUUUGCGGCGACCGAUUCUCUCGAAAGUCCUGCAUGGCGUCACACAUGAGAACGCACACAGGGGAAAAACCCUUUAGUUGCUCUGUUUGCGGGAGAAGAUUCUCUCAAAAGUCCAAAGUUGCAUUGCACAUGAGAACACACACGGGAGAAAAACCUUUUAUUUGCUCAGUGUGCGGCGACCGAUUCUCUCAAAAGUCAUGUGUGGCAUCGCACAUGAGGAGGCACACGGGAGAAAAACCUUUCAGCUGUUCAGUUUGUGGGGACCGAUUCUCUCGAAAGUCGUUCAUGACUGCGCACAUGAGAACCCAUACGGGAGAAAAACCUUUUGGUUGCUCAGUUUGUGGCGACCGAUUUGCUCAAAAGUCAAACAUGGAAUCGCACAUGAGGACGCACACGGGAGUAAAACCUUUCAGUUGCUCAGUUUGCGGGAGACGAUUUACUCAGAAGUCAAAUAUGGUUUCACACGUGAGAACGCACACCGGAGAAAAACCUUUUACGUGUUUAGUUUGUGGUAACAACUUUGCUCUCGGGUCCACUUUGAAAAAACACAUGCGAACGCACACGGGACGCUAACACCUUUCAGUUGCUCACUUUGCGGACACAGCAGUUUUCUGGAGGUUCGUUGGAGAACACACGGGAGACAAGCUGUGUUGAAGUUUUUGCGCACAGAGGAAGUGGUACCGCAUUCAACUUUAAAUCAACUUUAAAUCAACUCUGAAGCAAAUACAUGUCGAUUUGCAGUCAACAUGGACGGUGGAGUGUACGUCUAUGAUCAUGAAAACAUGUGUGUGGUAGAUUGUUUUUUUCUACAGCGGGAAUUUUUCAUCUUUUUCAUCAGUGAUGACGAAAAGUCAGGUUAUUGGCUCACUCUGUUCUUCUCUGGAUGACUCCUUGCCUUUUUCUCUUAUUUCUGCCUGCAAGUUACCAUUUACGUCUGACUAUAUAGUACUUAUUUUGAGAUGUCCAGUUAUCAUUCACAUCUGUAGGCCUAUGUGUAGUAUUUAAGUAAUGUACAGUUGACAUCGGUACAUAUACUGUAGUAUUUACUAUGUACACUGCUGCUGUUUGUUUGUUUUUCACCGCCUGGUAUGUAUUUGUACAGAAAUAUUCAGGAUCUACCGGAUGGUUGUCUUAGAUACCGACAUGUACUUGAUGUUUGGUGAUGACAAGCAUUAAAAGACGCUCAGUACCACUGAGGCCUGAAUCAAUACCCCGGUAACGCUUCUUACGCCCUACAAUUUUUCUUUCAGCUGUAGAAUUACACGUGUUGUUUUGAAAUGACACGUGUCUCCUGACUCCUAUGCUCUUUGAUUGAAAGGGUUUAUUGACUACAACACCAAACCAAAAA
Messenger RNA from Dunckerocampus dactyliophorus (ringed pipefish), 3843 nucleotides. RefSeq names its product zinc finger protein 135-like. Lineage: Eukaryota; Metazoa; Chordata; Actinopteri; Syngnathiformes; Syngnathidae. The record is from RefSeq and is a predicted model, not a curated record. The transcript has 6 exons. The coding region runs from base 87 to 3068 and encodes 993 amino acids.